AUGGAAAGUAUAAUCGAGGAGCUUGGCACCGCGAGCGGCUUGCUCCAAGUCGCGUUGGACCGCUACCUUCGAGUUUGUUCUGUGAUUCAGAAGUCCUACGUCACGAAACGCGCAAGCAACAUUGUUUCCCAAGAUUUCACGAAUCGACUCAAGAUAGAGGUACAUUCAUUACUCGACUAUGAGUCGAAGUUUCAAGAAGCCAAGGUAGCACUUACCUCGAUUCGGAACUCCGCUUCUCUCGCUCCCGCAAGCAACCUGCCUCCCGAAAUCCUUACUCAAAUCUUUCAGUUCGUUCUCUCUGGAGAACAAUGUUCCAGUCAGGAGAAAGACGAUUAUAGGGAGACUUGGUUCUCUAAAUACCCUGACCGGCUGUCACACGUUUGCUCCCGCUGGCGACGAGUUGCACUUGGUUCACGCUAUCUCUGGACUCACAUUGAUCUCUACACUGAGCCCGCUGUCAACCAACAAAUUCUUCCUCGUGCCAAAGCGUACGCAGAACGGUCCGAUCCACUUCCCCUGUAUCUCCACAUCGAUGAAUCUGCAUACGCAUUCGGUCACGGGCACAUUGGUAAACUGCCCGGACCUUCGGAUAACCCCACGGUUCACGCUAUCCAACUUAUAUCAUCAUUGGCAGCACGCACCAGAACGCUUAGCCUCACCAUCAACGGCGAAUAUUCGGACUUUUACCGAAAAGCACUCAAUAGCUGUCUUAGAAACUGCGUACCUGGAGCGCUGUCUCGACUCGUCGUGCGUGGUGGCGCUGAUGAAGACGGUUGUUGUAGAAUAAUGGCGGCUCGCAACGGGACUAUUGCUAGGCAAUAUCGCGAAGAAUUUUAUAGAGCCGUACUACUGGACAUACCAGAACAAGAACUUGAAGACAUCCUAUUCCGUUUCACUUCUCUCUCGUUCGAUGGCCUUUUUGCUCCUUGGGAAAGCAAAGCAUAUCAUGGUCUGACCGAGCUUCGUUUAACUCAAUGUGAAAUGCCACACUUCGACUCUCAAGAAUGUUUUAUUCCGGAAUCUGCGUUCGUUGAUAUAUUGAAUGGCAGUCCUCGUUUACGGGUCCUGGUAUUUAACCUUUGCCUUAGUGGGCGCAUUCCUGACUCCUCUUCUACUGAGCCCUUAUCGCUGUUAGAUUUAGAUACACUUGCACUUGGAGUACGAGGGGGGAGCUCAAUGGGGCAACUGUUACGAUGGAUCGCGCCUGGUCCAAAGCCGCUUACUGUGUUGAUGGAAUUGAUUCGUGAUGCCGGUUAUCAGAGAGUCUUUGCAAUGGAUCAAAUUAAAGCUUUUCUUAGUCGCUCAAACGUGAAGCGGUUAUCCAUAGCAGGAGCCUACAGCUGCGAUAUGGCCAAACUAUCUGGAAUUACAUCAAAUAUCCCAGAAUUGUCAAUAAACACCGAGAUCGACUGGGAUGAAAUAAUUUGA
Molecule: messenger RNA, 1428 nt
Organism: Rhizoctonia solani
Lineage: Eukaryota; Fungi; Basidiomycota; Agaricomycetes; Cantharellales; Ceratobasidiaceae
Product: F-box-like protein
Exons: 1
Coding region: 1-1428 (475 amino acids)
Source: RefSeq, a predicted model, not a curated record